Molecule: messenger RNA, 2316 nt
Organism: Aspergillus fischeri NRRL 181
Lineage: Eukaryota; Fungi; Ascomycota; Eurotiomycetes; Eurotiales; Aspergillaceae
Product: ATP-binding protein
Exons: 4
Coding region: 1-2316 (771 amino acids)
Molecular function (GO): ATP hydrolysis activity
Source: RefSeq, a predicted model, not a curated record
AUGAAUCCAGCCCCUGCUCAGACGACAGACUCAUGGGAGGAGGCCGUUGCAAAAUAUGUGAAAAGCCUGGAUCCUGACAAACAGCGCGAGUUCCAAGCGCCUGCCACUGUCGAGGCAUGCUUACAGGUUUUAUCCACAAACGGCACGAGAAAAAGAAGCUUCACCCGGAUAGCCGAGUUUCUGGGACCGGUCAUUGAUUCCCUGAAACGGCUAGAGGGAACUCUCGAUGUGAUUGUACAAGUCAACGCUGGGAUUGCGUCACCAAUAUGGGGUCCGCUUCGCAUGGCAAUCACGAUUGCCUGUCAACACGUUUCAGCUCUGGAGCGACUUGCGUUUAUUGUCGACAAGAUUGCACAAUCGGUUCAGCGAUAUCAGGAUCUAGCAGCACUGUUUGCUUCCCACGCCGGAGUCCGGGAGGCAGUCGGGCGACUAUACUGUGAGCUUCUGCGGCUAUGCACCUGUAUGGUCAAGUAUCAGACACGUCGACUUCGAUACAUCUUGAAUCCGUUUGGAAAAGAAUUCGCGUCCAUCUCGGAGUCGGUGGACAAUCGGGCAGCGGAGAUAGACCGUGCUGCUCAAGCAGCUCAUUUCUUGGAGGCCAAGGAAGUGAGGGAGAGAUUGGCCCAAGAGACGCGAGUCGAGGAUGACUUGCAGCGAUAUCUUUCCCAGUAUACAGACGAAUCUUGCGACUGGGUGCUGCAGUCUGAUCAAUUCCAGAAAUGGCUCUCGUCGCCCAGAAACGAGAGGCUGCAAAUUGUCGGUCGCCCUGGUAGUGGGAAAAGUACUCUUGCUGCCUUUCUCGCCAAAAGCUUGUCGCAGUAUGGACGGGUUCUGUACUUCUUCUGCGAUAGAAAGAAUCCCGAGAAAAAUGAAUCGGUCUGCAUAUUAAGAACGCUUCUGGCGCAGCUCUUGCAAUAUGAACCAAGUAUGGCUGACCAGAUGCUGAGUACUUACCAGCAGAGUGGACGGGCUGUCCUGGACUUGCUGAGCAUGGCUUCUGAGUUAUACCAACACGCGAUUACCCAUCUGAAAGGCGAGAAGUGUUACUUUAUCUUAAUCGACGAUGAUACAGAUUAUUGGCGACAGUCCCUUAUCCCCAACGAUGACUCCGCGAGCAGAGCUCAAGGAGGAGUUAGUCGCACACAGGGCUCAAAUAAGCGCGCUCAGUACAAAUUCUUAUUUACAGGAAACAGGGAAGACAGCACCGCAUCCUGUCAUCUGCUGCAUUUGGACUCAAGAUAUAUACAGGACCAAGUUCACUCCUACGUACAAAGACGGAUCAAAGAGAUCCCGUCCAUUGUGAACACCGAUCUGGAAGAACAGGUUGCGAACAGAAUUUCAAAGCAGGCCGAUGGUCUGUGGUUGUAUGCACGGUUACUGAUGGAUGAUAUUGCGCGGGCGCCCAGCCGCAAAGUUGUCACAGAGUGUCUCUCAUCUCUGCCCCUGGGUCUUUCCGAGCUUUAUGACCGCAUAAUACAAGAGAAUAAUGGCCGACUAUUUGAUUACGAACGAAGAUUUGCCCUGUGGUUCUAUGUCUGGCUGGAUAUCAGCGACAUCUUGCCCAGUUCUCUACUUCAGGAGGAAGACCGUCUACCUCUUCAGAUCAUGGAGAUUGUGUUUCAGUACGUUAAUGAUGGGGAGCCUGUGUUUGACACGCCUGCAUUAGCAAAAAGACUGGCUGGCUCUUUGGUGGAUGUUCGUCGGACGAUUACAGGUUACGAAGUAGUAGCUGUUCACCAGUCUUUCUAUCAAUAUCUUUCGAAGGGGAGCCUUUGGACCAAAUCGGACAUAUUACUGCAGCCACUACGGACGAAGAAACUGCUACGAGGAAUUGUGGCUGUGUGGUAUUUCACCGAGUGCCCAGAGUCGCAGCAGCAUCUAGAUGAGUUAAGAAGUGCUUCUUCCGCUCCGAUCAGCUUUUACAAAUUUGAAUCCCACUUUUCCUUCCACUACGCUCUACUGCAAGCAUUGAAAUGCACAGGAUUGUGCUCCGAUGAGCUUUCCAAAGAAGACAUGAUGAUUCAGCAGCUUACCGAAUUCUUGACGUCCGGAAAAUGCUUGCGUUGGUUCGAAAUAGCAACCAUCAUUAACUUUGCCGGAAAUUUCAGCAAGCUUCUUGACAACGUCCUGGGCGCGCUCACAAAACUGUCUAAUAAACUUUCCAAAGAUGGCUGUAAUUCUCCAGCGUUAGCGGCCUUUAAUGAACACCGCGUGGCAUUCUUCAAGUAUUGGAAAUAUGUGCUGUUGAAGACGACACCCUGGGACCCUAAUCGCCAGAAGCCUAAAAAUGCUGGAAAUCGCGACCAGAUGGAGUGA